AUGACAAAUGACAAUGUUUCCAUUCCUUGGCAUCUAUCUGGGGGAGGUAUUUUGGACUCAGACAGGUUGGACAAAGUAAGCUCAUCCAUACCUGCUUCUAGAUUUGACUCGCGGGGCCCACUUUUCUCUAUGGUGGAAGACGGUUCAACCUUUGUAAAUCAAGAUGAGAGAUGCUGCAGAGUUGCACGGUUUGCUGCACAGCUUCAAGCUUCCUUAUCUGUGGGUUUUGCCAUAAAGUGGGCCAAUAUCAUUCAGAGGCUAGAUUACUUGGGUUGGGCUUACAAUUGGAUAAUGAAUGGGCUCCACCCAUCAUGA
This is a messenger RNA of Dovyalis caffra, 315 nucleotides long. The record is from the annotation of a GenBank genome assembly. NCBI's taxonomy places the organism in Eukaryota, Viridiplantae, Streptophyta, Magnoliopsida, Malpighiales, Salicaceae.